This is a messenger RNA of Hyphopichia burtonii NRRL Y-1933, 335 nucleotides long. RefSeq lists its product as uncharacterized. Lineage: Eukaryota; Fungi; Ascomycota; Pichiomycetes; Serinales; Debaryomycetaceae. The transcript has a single exon. The record is from RefSeq and is a predicted model, not a curated record. Bases 154 to 315 code for a protein of 53 amino acids.
AAACUUUCUCUUCUUCAAGAUCUCGUAUAGCUUUUAUUAAUGGGUCUCUAUCUUAUCCUUUUUCCUAAACUCACCCGUGUAACAACGAAGCUUUACUUAUGUUUCCACUAGCUAUUGUUAUCUUAUUUCAACACUGUUAUUUUUAGCCUGUCUAUGCAUUUUACCAUCUUACGCGAAUUAGCUCGUUAUGUGCUUUGUUUACCUUUGCCAGCACUUGAUCCUACGUCAACUUUGGAGGAAGACACUACUUGUUGCAACUUUGUAUCGACUGAGUGCCAGUAUCUGACUGUCAGCAACUCCAGUGCCUGUGCUUGAGUACUGUGCUUGUAGUGUUG